Molecule: messenger RNA, 1113 nt
Organism: Glossina fuscipes
Lineage: Eukaryota; Metazoa; Arthropoda; Insecta; Diptera; Glossinidae
Exons: 4
Coding region: 16-1113 (365 amino acids)
Molecular function (GO): protein binding
Source: RefSeq, a predicted model, not a curated record
AUAAACGCUUACGAGAUGAGUAUUGCGAACAAUAAUAAUCAAGUAAAUUUACGUAAAGAAUAUACCUUAAGGAAACCGUCAAUAAAUUUAUGGAUAUCUAUGCUACUGAUUGCUCAUGCAGCUGCAGCUACAAUGAUAAAAACCGAAAAUAAAGAACAGUCGGAGAAUAUGCAACACAUCGUGACAGAAUCAAAUCAAAUUAUAUUUAACGAUACCGAGCACAUUUCCCAAGCGGCUGAAAUACAAAAAGCUGUUUGUACUGUAACUGCCGGUGAAGUAAGAGCCAGCGCGGAGGCUGUGACGACAAAAACAUUGAAAGGAGUGUGUGGAUCAGAUGAAAUGAAGCACGCGUUCAGUGAUUUAAAGAAUAAGCUAUACCAUGAACUCGAAGAGAUCAAAAGAAUAUUGCGCUCAUUGAGAUAUAAAUGCGGUACGGAAAUGGUUCUCAAUCAAAAUCAACAGAACAAUAAUAUUGAUAAAAAUUUUGUAAAAAUGACUACAACUUAUAAACCUGAAAAAUUUCAAACGAUCGUUAGCGAUUUAAAAUCGAAUGACAUUAGCAAUCGUAUCAGUUCAAAACUGAAAUCAUUAUCAAGUGAGGAGACCGUAACAGCCAAAGACCGGUUACUUAAUAACUUAAAACAAAUCAAUAAGGCAGGCUUACCAGAUCAGAUCAGCGGUGAUCUUAGAGUGUUCACCUACCAUUGGAAAAUUGAAAUGUUCACAAAACGUCUAGAGAACCAAAAUAGCGCCAUUAUGGAUAGUCCAACAUUUACAGUUGCAGGAAGAGCAUUAUGUAUACGAGCUCAUUUUCAUCAUUUACAUCGCGAUUUUCUAUAUUUGCAAUUAAUUGAACCUAAAUCCACUCUAUCAUCUACAAGCAGCAUUACUUUAGAUAUGGGGAAUAUUUUUAAAGAGAUUGCAAAUGAAAAUAAUUUAAAUUUCAAGCAUAGAAUAUCUGUAUUAGAUCAGAAUCAUCAAGGAUCCAAAGAUCUUGUUUCGCAAGAAUAUAGCAAUUUAGAAGCUGGAUUUUUAAUACCAAAUACUGCUCUGCUGGAGAGUCCUUACCUGAAACAUGAUACAUUGUUGAUACAAAUUUUUUUGUAUUUAUAA